CUUUUCAUAUGCCUUGUGUAGCUUGCUAAGAAGUAUCAUCCAGAUGCAAAUAAGAGUAAUCCUUCUGCAAAGAAAAAAUUUCAAGAGAUAAGAGAUGCUUACGAGACUUUGCAAGAUCCUGAGAAGAAAGCUCAGUAUGACAGGAUGACCCAACAUUCAAGGAGGACAAAUGAUUCACAAUAUGCUUAUGGAGAUGCAGAUAGCUUUAGAUAUGCUCAUAGAACUCAAUUCUCUGAUUCAUUUCACAAAAUUUUUUCGGAGAUAUUCAAUAAUGGAGCUGAAAGUUUUGCUGACGAUAUUCAGGUGGAGCUCACACUUUCCUUUUCUGAAGCUGUUAAAGGAUGCAUAAAGCGUUUCUCUUUUGAUGCAGACGUCCCGUGUGAUUCUUGCCAUGGUCAAGGUCACCCGCUGAAUGCUAAACCAAAUCCUUGUCCAACUUGUCGAGGCUCUGGUCGAGUAA
Olea europaea var. sylvestris is the source of this 460-nucleotide messenger RNA. RefSeq names its product chaperone protein dnaJ 1, mitochondrial-like. Gene Ontology annotation, biological process: protein refolding. The record is from RefSeq and is a predicted model, not a curated record. NCBI's taxonomy places the organism in Eukaryota, Viridiplantae, Streptophyta, Magnoliopsida, Lamiales, Oleaceae. Gene Ontology annotation, cellular component: cytoplasm. The transcript has 6 exons. The annotation marks the transcript as partial.